AUGGGCUCAAGGCUCGACCGCUUAGUCACCCUCUUGGAAACUGGAAGCACCCCAGUCAUCCGGAAUACCGCUGCACAACAGCUGGCCGAUGUCCAGAAACAGCACCCCGAGGAACUGUUCAAUCUACUUGGCCGUAUUCUCCCGUACCUCAGGUCACGUUCAUGGGACACCAGGACUGCUGCUGCCAAAGCCAUUGGUGGCAUUGUGAGCCAUGCCCCUAUAUUUGACCCUAAUGCCGACGACACUCAGGUGCCUAAUGACGAUGAGGUGGAGAGCGAAAAGUUAAAGAAAGAGAAUGACGUGGCACACGAUAUCCUAGAGCUAGAGACGCUUGAUAUCGUUUCCAUUUUAAAAUAUGGCCACAAGCUCCUGGGAAGCGCCAGCAAGGAGUACGAGUACUCUUUUGCUGGUAUGGGCCCUGCUGAGCGACUGCAACGACAAAAGAAGACGCUGAACUCUCGACUCGGGCUAGCCGGCGAAUAUCUCGAGGAUGAUCUCAUAAACGAUAUUGAAGCCAACGAUAAUGUUAUGUCUAAAAGGCAAGCGCCAACCCCUAAACUUGACACGUCUGUCUCCUCCCUUGCGCGCCAGCAUAGUUUAAAUUUUUCCCCUUUAUCACCUAGCGAGCCUCCGACUCCUAUGAAUGGCGAAGAACAUGGAUUAAGCAAGCGUCAGUUGAACCAGUUAAAACGCAAGAACAAGCAAUCCGCUAGGAUGGGAACUAAUAAAAUUCGACUUGUUGAUCUUUCGGUUCGUAAAGCCUCAGAAGUUGCGGUCAUCGCAACACCUCAUCCCAUUAAAAAGGAGGAAACCGAAGAAGCGGAAGAUGAAAAACAAGAUUAUUUUUCUCUCAACCGGCAAGGUCCCGAUGACGACUCCAAGGUAGUCACAGAGUUCAAAGGCGCUGCUGUCCCAGAAAAGUCAUUCAUACAAACCGAUCUCGAGGAGCAAAAUUUAGAGUGGCCGUAUGAGCGCAUGUGUGAGUUUCUUAUGGUGGACCUAUUCGACCACAGUUGGGAGAUACGACACGGCGCAGCUAUGGGUCUUCGGGAAGUAAUUCGUGUUCAAGGCACCGGUGCCGGUCGUUUCUGGGGCAAAACUAGGGUCGAGAAUGAUGCUCUCAACCAUCAAUGGCUUAGUGACGCUGCGUGUCGGUUUCUUUGCGUUUUUAUGCUCGACAGAUUUGGCGACUACAUCUCCGACAACGUUGUGGCUCCAAUUCGUGAAACGAUAGGCCAGACACUAGGUGCACUCCUGUCCCACUUGCCUUCAAACUCCGUGGUGUCUGUCUAUCGGAUUUUGCAUAGAAUUGUGAUGCAGAACGAUCUCGAUGCGUUGAAACCGAUUUGGGAGGUUUGUCAUGGAGGCAUGAUUGGGCUCAAAUAUUUGGUUGCAGUGCGGAAUGACAUUUUGUUCGAUGCGCCCGGCGUUAUGGACGGUGUCAUUGAAGCUGUGAUGAAAGGCUUGGGCGACCAUGAUGAUGACGUCCGAGCUGUCAGCGCAGCAACCUUAAUUCCUAUUGCUGACGACUUCGUGAAGUUGCGGCCGGAGUCACUGAGCAUGAUGAUCAAUAUUGUCUGGAAUUGCCUCUCUAAUUUACAAGACGAUCUUAGUGCCAGCACAGGAUCGGUCAUGGAUCUCCUCGCUAAGCUCUGCACCUUUACCGAAGUUUUAGACGCGAUGAAAGCCAACGCCGCCAAAGAUCCUGAUUCAUCUUUCGGAAAUCUUGUUCCUCGACUCUUUCCAUUUCUACGACAUACAAUUUCUAGUGUACGGUCCGCUGUACUCCGCGCGCUACUUACUUUCUUGAAACUAGAAGGAGAGGACCAAGAUUCGUGGGCGGACGGUAAAGCUGUUCGGCUUACCUUUCAAAAUCUUCUUGUCGAACGGAAUGAGAAUGUGCUUAAGCUGUCGCUACAGGUCUGGUCGCAACUACUUAGAGUCCUUCGCGCCCAAGGGGUUUUCAAUGGAGAUCAACUUGUUGCUCCCAUUCAACCGCUUAUAAUUGCGACUAUGAGUCCGUUCGGAGUUCCUCGAUACCCCAUACCAAUGGAUCUAUGUCUUUUCAUUCGCCCGUCUGGAUUACCCUUUAACCCUGGACCUUCGGCACCAAAGAAAUGCUUGGUUCCCACUCCCAACGAUCUUCCUCCCACACCUGCUCCUCGCGGCAGAAAACGAAAAGCGGAUAAAAAGGAGGCUGCAGUGGUUAUGACGCAUAAUGUAGAUGGCCAUAUGUUGCAAGGGGACAUUGACCUUGUUGGUACAGACACGAUGAUCAGAUCGAAAAUAUACGCAGCUACUGCCCUUGGCGAGUUUUUAUCCGCUUGGGAUUCUGCUAACGAGUCCAGCCUCUGGGAACGAGUAUUACCAGCUUUAAAUUACCCAGGCUCUACGUCCCAACUAGUGGCAGCCAUAGUGAUUGAAGAAUACACUAAACGUCAAGGGCCUGCAUCACGUUAUGUCUCCUUGCUUUCACAGUGGCUCAAUCCCAUGAUAGAAAGUGAGCGGCCAUUGUGGUAUAGCGACAUUGCAUGCUUUCUCCAUAUUGCGAGAGCGCAAUGCCAUUCACUUUUGAACACUUUUCGCGAUCAUGCUCAUGUUUCCCCAUCUAGGCUUCCAGCGCUGGCUGUUGUUGUUCAGGGGGAUCCAGAUGCCGGUCCCAAUGCAUUCUCGAUCCAAGAUGCAGAAAAAGUGGUUGGCCCAGACUUUGAAAAGCUUAAGAAAGACCUGUCACCAACUCAAAGAGUAUCUGCCCUUCAGGUCCUAAAUGAUUCCCGUACUAGCGCUCAAAAUGCUGUCAAGGAAGCACAAGAAAUUAAAGAACAACGUGACAUGCGUGUUCGUGCUGCUAUUGCUGGCUCCUUGGUUGCACUUCAGGAUAUUCCAAAGAGACCGAGCCAAAUCAUCAAAGCUAUGAUGGAUAGCAUAAAGAAAGAGGAAAAUUAUGACCUGCAGCAGCGAUCAGCAUCUGCUAUUGCAUCUCUGGUAGAAUAUUAUACCGCCGCAGCAAAACGCGGCCCAGUUGACAAAGUUAUUGGAAACCUGGUAAAGUUUUGCUGUGUUGACACAUCUGAAACCCCAGAGUUCCACCAUAAUGUUCACCUGGAAAAAUCCAUUUUAUCUCUUCACAAGGAGGAGGACAAGAAAGAUCCAGUCGAUGCUGCUAAAUUUGAGAAAGAAUCACGAGAAGCAAGAAUCAUGCGCCGUGGGGCAAAAGAAGCGUUGGAGCAGUUAGCAAUGAGGUUUGGGGAUCAAUUGCUAGAAAAGGUUCCUAACCUAGCCAGUCUCAUCCAGGGCUCUCUGAUGCAGACUUUGGGCGGGGAGCUCCCGCAGGAUAUUAGAAACCCCUCUAGUGAAUUAGGACAGGAGACAGUGGAUGGGUUAUCUACUCUACGAGCGCUGGCCCCGAAAUUCAGUGCUGGUCUAUAUCCAUGGGUUAUAGAGCUUAUUCCUGUUAUUGUCAAGGCUUUACAGUGCGAAUUAUCCGUCAUUCGCUACGCAGCCGCUAAAUGUUUUGCCACGUUAUGCAGCGUGAUGCCUGUUGAAGGUAUGACCAUGCUGGUGGAAAAAAUCCUACCUUCAAUUAAUAAUGCACUGGACAUUAGUUGUCGCCAGGGUGCCAUUGAGUGCAUAUACCAUUUGAUUCAUGUUAUGGAAGAUAAAAUUCUUCCAUACGUUAUUUUUCUCAUUGUUCCUGUGCUCGGUCGAAUGAGCGAUUCGGAUAACGACGUGAGACUUCUUGCAACAACGGCAUUCGCUACACUUGUUAAGCUUGUCCCACUGGAAGCCGGAAUCCCUGACCCCCCGGGGCUUUCUGAAAAGCUACUCGAAGGCCGUGAUCGAGAAAGGAAAUUCAUGGCGCAGAUGCUUGAUGUACGAAAAGUUGACCAAUUUGAGAUACCUGUUGGUAUCAAGGCAGAGCUUCGAUCAUAUCAACAGGAAGGUGUUAAUUGGCUUGCGUUUCUCAAUCGGUACAACCUUCACGGAAUUCUUUGCGACGACAUGGGCCUUGGGAAAACUCUGCAAACACUCUGUAUUGUUGCUAGUGACCAUCACCUACGAGCCGAGGAGUUUGCACGAACGCAGGCUCCUGAAGUACGGCGGUUGCCGUCGCUGAUCAUUUGCCCCCCUAGUGUUUCUGGUCACUGGCAGCAAGAGAUCCAUCAAUACGCACCUUUUCUUACCUGCAUUUCAUAUAUGGGACCCCCAGCUGAAAGGUCAAAACACAGGUUGCGACUUACCGAAGUUGAUAUUGUCAUUACUUCCUAUGAUAUUUGCAGAAACGAUAGCGAUGUUUUUGCGCCGAUGUCCUGGAAUUACUGUGUUUUGGAUGAAGGGCAUCUGAUUAAGAAUCCAAGAGCAAAGAUCACUAUGGCAGUGAAACGCAUCCAGAGUAAUCACCGUCUUAUACUCUCUGGAACUCCAAUUCAAAAUAACGUUUUGGAGCUUUGGUCACUGUUUGACUUCUUGAUGCCUGGCUUCCUGGGAACCGAGAAGGUGUUCCUUGACCGUUUCGCAAAGCCCAUCGCGGCGAGCCGUUUCAGCAAAUCGUCCUCUAAAGAACAAGAAGCUGGAGCUUUGGCUAUCGAGGCCCUGCAUAAACAAGUUCUCCCAUUCUUGCUACGACGAUUGAAAGAGGAGGUUCUGAACGAUUUGCCACCUAAAAUUCUCCAGAAUUAUUACUGUGAUCCAAGCGAGCUGCAACAAAAGUUAUUCCAAGACUUUACAAAGAAAGAGCAAAAAGAUUUAGCGAAGAAAAUGGGGAGCGCGGAGAGAGAGGCCAAAGAACAUAUUUUUCAGGCCCUACAAUACAUGCGUCGACUCUGCAACUCUCCUGCUUUGGUUGUCAAAGAAGGUCACAGGCAAUACCAAGAAGUUCAAAAGUACCUUUCAGAUAAGAAAUCGCAUAUUCGCGAUAUUGCGCAUGCACCCAAACUUACUGCUCUUCGUGAUUUGCUUAUUGACUGCGGUAUUGGCGUUGAUCCAUCUGGCGAGGGUGAAUUGAAUACCGCAGCAAGCUAUGUUAGCCCACACCGCGCCUUAAUUUUUUGUCAGAUGAAGGAGAUGCUUGACAUCGUGCAGAAUGAUGUCCUCAAAAAGCUGCUUCCAUCUGUGCAGUACCUGCGUCUUGACGGAAGUGUCGAGGCUACAAAACGGCAAAGUAUCGUCAACCAAUUUAAUACAGACCCUAGCUAUGAUGUUCUUCUUCUCACAACGAGUGUUGGCGGGCUUGGUCUCAAUCUUACGGGCGCAGAUACGGUUAUUUUUGUUGAACAUGACUGGAAUCCCCAGAAAGAUAUUCAGGCUAUGGACCGUGCGCAUCGUAUUGGUCAGAAAAAGGUUGUCAAUGUAUACCGAUUGAUUACUCGUGGAACUCUGGAAGAAAAGAUUUUAAAUCUCCAACGUUUCAAGAUUGAUGUUGCUUCCACCGUCGUUAAUCAACAAAACGCUGGCUUAAGCACUAUGGACACUGAUCAACUGCUUGAUCUCUUUAAUUUGGGAGAAACCGCUGACACUGUUGAAAAACCCGGACAGGACACCGGUCUUAAUGGUAAUGAGGUUGACAUGGUGGAUAUCGAUGGUGAAGUCAAAGAAAAAGGUAAAAAGGGUUGGUUAGAUGAUUUGGGAGAGCUAUGGGAUGACCGGCAGUACGAAGAGGAAUAUAACCUCAACUCAUUCUUGGCAUCCAUGAAGGGUUGA
Molecule: messenger RNA, 5700 nt
Organism: Ophidiomyces ophidiicola
Lineage: Eukaryota; Fungi; Ascomycota; Eurotiomycetes; Onygenales; Onygenaceae
Gene: MOT1
Product: TATA-binding protein-associated factor mot1
Exons: 4
Coding region: 1-5700 (1899 amino acids)
Molecular function (GO): ATP binding; DNA binding; ATP-dependent chromatin remodeler activity
Source: RefSeq, a predicted model, not a curated record